GUAAUAAAAGCUAGAUUAUGUGGUUCCAACGCGGCUAUGGAUAAUACGGUUCACAAUAAUAGGCGAAUAUAGAGGCUUUUAUACGCCAUAUUAUGACACGUACAACACAGCAACAAUCUGUUUGCAUAUAUAGUAUCUUCUAACCGUAUAUUAUAUUUACAAUGGCCCAGGAAUACACCCAAUUCCCUCCUCAAUGGAGGCAGCAUGGUACUAUUUUAUACCAACGCUAUGGUGAUCCGAAGCCUUCGGAUCGUCUAGCAAUGUUUGACAUGGACAACACGCUGAUGCUUACGCCGAGUACUAUUAUCGGAGAGCUUGUUAAGGGUAACAAACCUUGGAUUAACAAGCCAGCUGUUGCCAACGACCUUAUUUUGUACAACCCUAACGUAAGGGAAAUGCUACUAGAGGAGAUCUCAAAUGGGAGAUCUAUCGUUGUAUGUUCCAAUCAAAGUCAACUGUUUGACCGUCCUGAAGUCUCAAGGUUAAUAUUCGAUCGCAUUCAAAUACUUUUGGAGAAGCUUGACGUUCCACUUUACAUUAUGCUUGCAUUUAAAAGGGAUCUUUGCCGUAAGCCAACGUGUGGUAUGCUGGAGUUCUAUGAGACCCAUCUAAAUGACUCCAUCAAGGUUAACCGGGCGGAUUCAUUCUACGUGGGAGAUGCUGCAGGAAGGCGAUGGCCUAAGGAAGUUCUUGAUGCUAAUAGCGAACGUAUAUUGGCACUGUUAAAGGCUGAAGACUUCAGCGAUAGAUGUUAUAUGAAUAAAAUUGGAUCUAAGUAUAGAAGAGUUGAUGCGAACGCCAUUAUCGCAAACACAGCUGCUUCUUCUAUCAAUUCUAAGUUCGAGGUUGAUUUUUCAGAUUGCGAUUACAAAUUCGCUUUAAACAACGGACUACAAUUUUAUACACCAGAGGGAUAUUUUGCAAAGUUGCCUAGAAUAGAGCUUACGUUAGACUUUGAUCCGAAACUGAUUGGUAAGAGUCCUAUCGAUAUAGAUAUACGGGAUGGUCUGGUUAUCCUUGUAGGCCCGCCAUCUUGUGGCAAGACAUUUCUCUGUGAAAAGCAUCUACAAGAUUUCAUUCGUAUAAGCGAUAGUGCUUAUAAAAGCGCAGAAGCCUGUUUGGAUGAGGCAUCAAAGUGUCUACAACGGAAGGAUAAAGUCGUUAUAGACAGUUGCAAUGCACUUGAAAGUGAUCGGGAACCUUAUAUUUCACUGGCUCGAAAUCAUGGUGUCAAAUGCACCGUGAUAUAUUUAGACGUCAGUAGCGAUUUCGCAAUUCAUUUCCACAGAUAUCGCAAGAUCAUGAAGUUAUCGCCUCAGCGCUUACCGUCACUAGACUCUAUCUACAGGUAUUACAAGCGUUUAGAACCACCUAAAGAGAGCGAAGGGUUUGAUCGUAUGAUUCAUAUAACGGAUGAUACAUUCCCGGUUGAGCACAACGAAGUAUCAAAAUUGCACUUGCCAUAAAC
Babesia bovis T2Bo is the source of this 1468-nucleotide messenger RNA. RefSeq names its product Polynucleotide kinase 3 phosphatase family protein. The transcript is spliced from 5 exons. Gene Ontology annotation, molecular function: polynucleotide 3'-phosphatase activity; double-stranded DNA binding; ATP-dependent polydeoxyribonucleotide 5'-hydroxyl-kinase activity. Gene Ontology annotation, biological process: DNA repair. Bases 162 to 1466 code for a protein of 434 amino acids. Lineage: Eukaryota; Apicomplexa; Aconoidasida; Piroplasmida; Babesiidae. The record is from RefSeq and is a predicted model, not a curated record.